This is a messenger RNA of Castor canadensis (American beaver), 1548 nucleotides long. NCBI's taxonomy places the organism in Eukaryota, Metazoa, Chordata, Mammalia, Rodentia, Castoridae. The record is from RefSeq and is a predicted model, not a curated record.
AUGGCACUGCCCCUGUCUGUUCCCUUCUCCGCCAUGGAGCUUCUCCUGGCUACUUCCAUCUUCUGCCUGGUGUUCUGGGUGAUCAGAGCCUUUAGGCCCCAGGUCUCCACCAAAGGCCUGAAGAGUCCACCGGGGCCCUGGGGCUGGCCCCUGAUCGGGCAUGUGUUCACCCUGGGGAAGAACCCACACCUGACGCUGGCCAAGCUGAGCCAGCACUAUGGAGAUGUGAUGCAGAUCCGAAUUGGCUCCACACCGGUGGUGGUGCUGAGUGGCCUGGACACCAUCCGGCAGGCCCUAGUGAAACAGGGGGACGAUUUCAAGGGCCGACCCAACCUCUACAGCUUCAGCCUUAUUACAAAUGGCAAGAGCAUGACCUUCAACCCAGACAGUGGGCCGGUGUGGGCUGCCCGCCGACGCCUGGCUCUAGACGCCCUCAAGAGUUUCUCCAUAGCCUCAGACCCGGUUUCCACAGCCUCUUGCUACUUGGAGGACCACGUGAGCAGGCAGGCUGAGUCCCUAGUCAGCAAGUUCCAGGAACUGAUGGCAGAGGCUGGGCACUUUGACCCCUAUGACCAUGUGGUAGGGUCAGUGGCCAACGUCAUCGGUGCCAUGUGCUUUGGGAAAAACUUCCCCCAGACCAAUGAGAUGCUGAACAUUGUGAAGAUCAGCAGGGACUUCGUGGAGAAUGCCACCUCUGGGAAUCCUGUGGACUUCUUCCCCAUCCUCCGCUACCUGCCCAACCCUGCCCUGCAGAGGUUUAAGAACUUCAACCAGAACUUCCUGGUAUUCCUGCAGAAAACAGUCCAGAAGCACUACCAGUACUUUGACAAGAACACUGUCCAAGAUAUCACCAGUGCCCUGUUCAAGCACAGCCAGAAGAAUUCCACAGCCAAUGGUGGCCUCAUCCCCCAGGAGAAGAUAGUCAACAUUGUCAAUGACAUCUUUGGAGCCGGGUUUGACACAGUCACAACAGCUGUCUCCUGGAGCCUUAUGUACCUUGUGACAAGGCCUGAGGUACAGAGGAAGAUCCACAAGGAGCUGGACACGGUGAUUGGCCGGGAGCGGAGGCCUCGGCUCUCUGACAGACCCCAGCUGCCCUAUCUGGAGGCCUUCAUCCUGGAGCUCUUCCGACACACCUCCUUCGUCCCCUUCACCAUUCCCCACAGCACGACAAGGGACACCACACUGAAAGGCUUCCACAUUCCCAAGGAACGCUGCAUCUUCAUAAACCAGUGGCAGGUCAACCAUGACCAGUGAACAUGGGGGGACCCCUCUGAGUUCCGCCCAGAGCGAUUUCUUACGGCCAACGACACAGCCAUAAACAAAACCUUAAGUGAAAAGACCAUGCUGUUCGGCUUGGGCAAACGCCGGUGCAUAGGGGAGACCCCAGCCAAGUGGGAGGUCUUCCUCUUCCUGGCCAUCCUGUUGCAUCAGCUGGAGUUCAGCGUGCCACCAGGCACGAAGGUGGACCUGACCCCCAUCUACGGGCUGACCAUGAAACAUGCCCGCUGCCAGCACUUCCAGGCACGGCUGCGCCUCUCCAAGUGA